Messenger RNA from Danio rerio (zebrafish), 2664 nucleotides. NCBI's taxonomy places the organism in Eukaryota, Metazoa, Chordata, Actinopteri, Cypriniformes, Danionidae. The record is from RefSeq and is a predicted model, not a curated record.
UAUUCAUGUUUGUCGUGAAAUCUCCCACUCUCGCUUUUUCUGUACGUCGCUUUUCAAACUACUUUUAUCAACUUGGGAAGUUUGUACAUAUACUGAUAAUGCUUUGAAAUAGCCGCAAGUUGCUACGAUGAUGUACAUCUGCUUAAAAAAACACAUGCUGGAAAUGUAUGUUUUGCUGCAGGUUUCAAUGGGUUUGCUGGUCUCAAUAUUGGUCAGGGCCAACACUGAGAACAGCUAGACCAGCACUGAAAACAGCAUCAAAACAUAUCUUACUAGCAUGUGAUUUUUUUUUAGCAGGGGUGGCAAUUAAAAAAUAAACAAACACAUGCUUUUUAUUUUUACCAGACAACAUCUCAACAGGUUACCAGCUCCCCAGACCUACCUUCCACACCUACACAUGUAGAAGUUGCAUGUCAGGUAGACAUUAAAGAGACUGUGACAGUAGCCACCAAAACAUCACCAAAUGUGCGAUCAGUGGGUACACAAGUUUCUUUUCGUACUUUGCGGGACAUCCAUGUAAGAAGCAAAGGUAUGUUUUAUUUUAUUAUUUAAAUAUUUGCUGUUGUUUGUUUGUGCAUUCUAAAGUUGUUUGUGUGCCAGGUAUAUUGUGUAUUAAAUAGCAUGAAUAACACAAUUCCCUUUUUUUUAAUAGGUAUUCAGGCGAAAGUGUCUUGUCGUAAUGUUGGCACAGAAACAAUUUCUUUGCCAGAUAUGCAGCUCUCUUCAACACCAAUUAAGGGUUCAAUCUUUAGGCCAAGCAAGCGACCUCGUCUUUUGUUGGAGGAGGAGGAUGACAACAAUGAUGAUGAGGACGAAGAGUCUGAUUUGCAUGUAGAACCACAUGACUCCACUUAUAAUCCGGAAUCUGUUGUCACGGAAGAUUCACAGUCAGUGUUAGAUCCAGAAUCAAACUACAUGGACAACAAAUACAUUGUAUUUGAAAGCUGCCUUAUAGACUUGUUUGGUUCCUGUCCCGUCUGUAAGACAAAGUGUGCCAUCCAAAAAAGACAAAUGGGGACUUUUAUUGCAUUAACACAGCUGUGUGACAAGUGUAACUACCUACGACAGUGGCAGAGCCAGCCCAUAGUAGGUAGUACUCCAGUCGGAAACCUGAUGUUGUCUGCUGCUACAUAUUUCACUGGUGGAUCAUUCAUUCAACUACAGAGGGUUUUCAAGGCCAUGAAUCUUCAAACGAUUCAGUACUCUGCUUUCAGGAACCAUGCCAGAAAUUUUUUAGAACCUGCCAUCAUACACAAGUGGAAUCUAGAGCAACAAAAUAUUUUUACACAGCUAAAAAAAGAGGGAGCGGUUGCAUUAGCAGGAGAUAUGAGAGCUGACACACCAGGACAUUCAGCAAAAUUUGGCAGCUACACAUUGAUGGACAAUGAAACCAACAAAAUUGUCGAUCUUCAACUAAUUCAGAGCAACGAAGUCGGUGGAAGUUAUCACAUGGAAAAAGAGGGAUUAAAACGUUGUCUUGAUAAGCUGGAUGCUAAUGGUUUAGCUGUUGACUACAUAGUCACCGAUCGCCAUCCUCAAAUUCAAAAGUACCUGAGAGAGCGUGGCAUCACCCAGUUCUAUGAUGUGUGGCACUUUGAAAAAGGUUUGUCCAAGAAGCUUGAGAAGCUUUCAAAAAGGAAAGAAUGUGAGGUGCUGAAGAGAUGGUUGAAAAGUAUAAAGAACCAUGUGUACUGGAGUGCGACUUCCUCCGUGUCUGGCCCGGAAAAGGUUGCCAAAUUAACAUCCUUACUGAACCACAUACAAAAUAUACAUGUUCACAAUAACCCGCUGUUUCCAAAGUGUGAACACCCUGAUGUACUUUCAAGAGAUCGCAAAAAAUGGUUCCAACCAGGUUCACAGGCCCUCUAUAAAGUAGAAAAGGUUUUGAACAACAAGAGAGUUGUCAAGGAUGUUGCAAAACUCAGCCACCACUAUCAAACAUCCUCACUUGAGGCAUUUCAUAGUGUGAUUCUGCGUUUCACACCAAAGAAUGUUGUUUUUCCUUUUAUUGGAAUGCUGUGCAGGUUAUAUCUCGCAGCUAUGCACCAGAAUGAAAAUUGUCAACGUGAACAGGCAAUAACUACUACUGGACAGGCUGUGUACAAAUUUGUAUUUCCAAAAACGAAAAGGGGGGAAUGCACAGCAAAACCAGUGAAAACAGAGCCAACAUAUGGCUACGUGAAGGACCUCAUGGUCCUUGUGCUAGAUGAGGUCUGUUUGGAUCCAGCACCAUAUGUGGAAGAGCUGCAGUCCAUUCCGGUUCCACCACCUCUUUCCUCUCAAUUUGAGAAACCCUCAAAAGAGCAUGUUAUUUCACAGCAUGUUUCAAGAUUUAAUCAAGGGGAGGCCGGAACCCAACAUACUGUCCUGCUGCAUUCGGAAACUCCUGGCGUAUCCGGCGCACCACACAUGACGGGAUGACAACCCUCACUUCACGUCCUAGCCAGCCCCAGCACCAGCUAACAAAGCUGCGAUAUGACAGAUAACGGAAACGCCUAUGGCAAUAAAAGGAAACGGAUGUCAGCAUUGCAUAUCAAACCUUGCAAUUGUACAUAUGUGUAUAUAUUUAUUGUUUAUUUAAGUUUUUUUAAACUGGUUUUCAGUGAUUUGUACUUAGUAACUUAAAAUACAUUUAUUAACAUUUAUUAAAAUACAUUUUACAAA